UAUAUUUUUCUACCUUGAAGGAUAUCUUCACUAGAUAUUUUGUACAAAAUUCCCAUUUUGUAGCCCUUCAUUUUAUUUGGGUGACCAGAUGGUAUUCUCUGGGCCAGAUGUUGAGUAAAUCAUGUCUUAGUCCUCUGAUAUGUGCAACCCUCUAAUUCACCCUUUGGACCUAGGACUUACUCUUAACACCUCUGAUCCAUAAUAAACUUCAAAAGAAUCGACAGAUUGACAUUCUAACUGUCAAAUCGGGAAAUAAAAUGGUUAUUUUUAUUCAAAAUUUAAAUUCAAAUGUACUAGUGAUAAGAAGAAUAUAUUAAUAUUUUAACCAAAUCAGAGAAACAUGUUUCCAGGAAGCAUAUCAUUGGCACUUUGUACAGUAGUUAUAAGAAGAUGUUUCGAUGCUUUAUCGGGUCGUAUACCCACACCGGCACCUGUAAGUAACGUCGCAAAUAUUACAACAAUGUUUAUGGUUUCUGGAGCCUUAAUUUAUUUAUAUAGCCAGUUAAGAAGAGGCACAUUGGUUAGUAUAGGACAAGGCCAAAGACAUUGCUCGGGAUCCAAAAAUAUAUCAUUGCGUGGAUCAAAGCACAACCGAUCUUGGUUUCUAAAAAAUUUAUGGGGCAAACGCAAAUGUUGUACGGACGCCAUCUUUAAAAUAGCAAAACAUUUCUCGGACUCCGUAACGAACAUCAAUCCAUGUCUUCUUCUUCCGAAAGAAACUUUUCAAGUAAGCUUUCCUAAUGACAAAGAAAGUUUGUCCAGAAAUAACAUGAGAGAGAACUUGUCCAGAACACACGAGCGAGAAAGACUACCGAGGUUGGACUCGUUUAAUGAUAUAUCUGUUGGAAAUAGUGAUUCCUGUGAAGUUAUAUUUAGUAAGGAGGCAGAAUUAAUCCCUAAAAAGCUUACUCGAAGGAGAACCACUAGCAGUUCUAAAGAAAUUGUGUUAAAUGCUGGAGGAGAUAAUUCUGAUGUGAAAAAGAAACAUUUGAGAUCAGUUAUUAAAAGGUUGGAGACAAAUAAGAAACUUGAAGAUGGAAGUGUCAAACAUUCAAAACAAUCUGUUAAAUUUCAGAGUGAACAUUGUAGAACUCGGAGUGGAAGAGUUUAUAAUCCUUUUAAUUGAUUUUUGUAGGCGUAAUAUCAGUAUAUUUCGAUAAAUAAAUGUAUUUUUGUACAUA
Psylliodes chrysocephalus is the source of this 1181-nucleotide messenger RNA. The record is from the annotation of a GenBank genome assembly. Lineage: Eukaryota; Metazoa; Arthropoda; Insecta; Coleoptera; Chrysomelidae.